AUGAUUGCUUCAUACGACUCGCUCCAGUCAAUGUCACGCUCGAUCACCCGUUCAAAGCAUGCGGACCAGAUAGCACUGUUACGCAUGGGCUCAUCAUCUACACAGCCGAUUGCAUUAUUCUUUAAUAGCAAUUUGACCACUUCCAAGUUCCCUCUCUCUGCACCGGCGGCCGGCGCGCUCCGGAAGUACAUUUACAUCAUCAACCUCGAUCAUGAAGUCCUCACCAUGAACCACAGCAUACACUGGAAGCUGGGGAAUAUCCCACGCCAGGAUGAACAAUGGCUUCGUGCCAUUGCAGACAGUAUCUAUCUGAACAAGCUCACCAUCUCACUCGACGUUUGCCCGGAAGAGUAUAUAGCCUCGCCGGCUUUGGAGUUUCCCGAGCGAAAUUGGGAGCUCGAAUAUGACUUCCGCCUCGUUGCCCCGAGGACAGACAUCGCGGAGGCGCCGAAGGCGUUUCUCACACACGUUCUAGCCGGUACUCUUAUUCAAUACAAGGAAGAGAUCAUUAGGUUUGGGAUGGAGUGGAGCCCGGACUCCUUUCCCUUUCGCGAGUUGACUUUUGCUCUCGUCUCAAUUGCGUCCGGCCAGGCCAAAUUCCAUUCUUUCCCCGCUCAGCCGUGUAACCCUCGAACUUGCCAAUCAUGGGACUGCAAGUCGAACCACUUACCUAGAUCACCUGGAUGGCUUGACGAACUCUUCAGCUCCCUGUCCAAUCGACCGGGCGAGCCUCCAGUGGCGUCGCCCAUGGAGACGAUAUACUGGCUCGAGGACGUGCUUAUCAGUCUUGCACUGGUGAUUGACGGUGAGUCCAUCACGAAGGCCGUUACCUGGGGUGUCGAGCAGGGACGCACCAAAUUUCAGAUCGUCAUCUUAUCCCACUUUGAAGUCGCCUUUGCAGAAGUCUCAUUUGAUGCUGAGUUCCCCGGGCUCGCGGCGCUUGUCAACUUCUUCGAAGUCGCCGCGAGCCGCCGCGCAGCAUCAAAAUCGAAAGGAAUUCUCCCGCCGGUGGUGUACGACAGGAUUUUGGACUUUGCCGAUUAUGAUACGUGGAAGUCCUGCUUGCGGGUGUCGACUGUGGUUCGUUCCCGCUGCCUCCGCAGGUACAGGCUUGAUGAUCGGGUGAGAAUUGUGGCAGGCCCUUUCGUGAGGCUGCAAAAGUAUCACAAAGAGCGUCUGAUGUCCUUCGACUUUGAAAACAUGCAAACAGGCAAGAUCCUUCCGAUGAUGCACGUUCCGCAUUGUAUUUGGACAGAAGAGUGUAACUGGAUGCCGGUCAUCGGCAGCGACCGGAAAGCGCUCAUGUUGGACAUGGCCAUCCAGUUUGAGCCGGCGGGGGCUGUGCCUGCGGAAGUUGACAGCGAUGAUGAAUGUGCAUGA
Molecule: messenger RNA, 1380 nt
Organism: Penicillium samsonianum
Lineage: Eukaryota; Fungi; Ascomycota; Eurotiomycetes; Eurotiales; Aspergillaceae
Exons: 3
Coding region: 1-1380 (459 amino acids)
Source: RefSeq, a predicted model, not a curated record